This is a messenger RNA of Gadus macrocephalus (Pacific cod), 2774 nucleotides long. RefSeq names its product paired box protein Pax-6-like. Gene Ontology annotation, biological process: anatomical structure development; regulation of transcription by RNA polymerase II. The transcript is spliced from 12 exons. Gene Ontology annotation, molecular function: RNA polymerase II cis-regulatory region sequence-specific DNA binding; DNA-binding transcription factor activity, RNA polymerase II-specific. NCBI's taxonomy places the organism in Eukaryota, Metazoa, Chordata, Actinopteri, Gadiformes, Gadidae. The coding region runs from base 397 to 1734 and encodes 445 amino acids. The record is from RefSeq and is a predicted model, not a curated record.
ACACGCACACACCCACACCCACUCCCACCCCCCCACCCCCCCCCCCCCCACACACACACACACACACACACACACACACACACACACACACACACACACACACACACACACACACACACACACACACACACACACACACACACACACACACACACACACACACACACACACACACACACACACACACAUACAGAGCCACUUGGCCUUCCCAUUUAUGUUCAACUCUCCUCCCUCUAAACGGGUGCAUCACUUCAACACACACUCAGUUCUCCAGUCAAGGAAACUAAUUCAGAGAGAAAAGAAAAGCAUCUUGGAAAAUUAACAUCGUCUGAAGAGAGAGACUCGAAAAACUUUUUUUUUUCUUUUUUCCGUCCCGGUCUAAAUCUAGAGGACAACAUGCCACAGAAAGAUUAUAACAGUCGUACCAGCUGGGAGUCCAACCUGAUGCAAAACAAGAUUUAUCCUGUCUGCAAUGAAGGUCACAGUGGAGUCAACCAGUUGGGAGGUGUGUUUGUAAACGGCAGGCCUCUGCCAGACACCACCAGACAGAAGAUAGUGGAGCUGGCUCAUAGCGGGGCGCGCCCCUGCGACAUCUCCCGAAUCCUACAGGUGUCCAACGGCUGUGUGAGUAAGAUCCUGGGCCGCUACUACGAGACGGGCUCCAUCCGACCACGGGCCAUAGGGGGGAGUAAACCCAGAGUGGCGACCCAAUCGGUGGUGGGGAAGAUCGCCACGUACAAGAGGGAGUGUCCGUCUAUCUUCGCCUGGGAGAUCAGAGACCGCCUGCUGGCAGAAGGGGUCUGCACUAAUGAGAACAUACCGAGUGUGUCCUCCAUAAACCGCGUGCUAAGGAACCUGGCCAGCGAGAAGCAGCAGGUGGGGCCCCCUAGGGUGGACGGGAUGUUCGACAAGCUCAGGAUGCUCAGCGGUCAGACCAACUGGGGCGGGCGCCUGCCGUGGUACCCCGGGACCACCCUGCCCAUAAUCGUACAUGUCGAUAUAUGUGUAUCUGCUGCAGAGACGGAGGGGAGAGGAGCAGAGAACACCAACUCAAUACAUGCUAAUGCUGAAGACUCUGAGGAGACUCAGAUCAGACUGCAACUCAAGAGGAAGCUCCAAAGAAAUAGAACAUCGUUCACACAGGAACAAAUAGAGGCACUUGAGAAAGAAUUUGAAAGGACUCACUACCCAGAUGUGUUUGCCAGAGAACGACUUGCUGCCAAAAUAGACCUGCCAGAGGCGCGGAUACAGGUGUGGUUCUCAAAUAGAAGAGCCAAGUGGAGAAGGGACGAGAAGCUGAGGGCUCAACGUCGCCAGUUGUCCAUCUCCUCCAGUAACAUCCCCAUCAGCAGCAGCUUCAAUACCAGUGUUUACCAGCCUUUACCACAGCAUGCUGCACCAGUGAGCUUCGCAUCAGGACCUGUGUUGGGAAGAUCAGAAGCAGUUCUAUCCAACAGCUACAGCAUACCAACCUUGCCCAACUUCACAAUGGCAAGCAGCCUGCCUAUUCAGGCACCAAGUCAAACUUCGUAUUCCUGUAUGCUACCUACGAGCCCAACAGUAAAUGGAAGAAGUUACGAGCCCUAUACCAGCUCUCAUAUGCAGUCACAUGUCACCAGUCAACCCAUGACUACAACCACAUCAACAGGUCUUAUUUCCCCUGGAGUCUCGGUGCCAGUUCAGGUUCCAGGGAGUGAGGUAGACAUGCCCCAGUACUGGCCAUGCCUACAGUGAUGCCGUCCACAGGCCACACCCCUGUAAUCAUCAUGGACAUUUGACUUUGGUGAUGCUACUUCCAACGUCUUGUCGGGACAUUAUCAACAAGAACAAUGAGGAACGUUGCGUGAGGAACGACUUAAAAAUGUGCCAGCAGAACAGCAGAACAACAAGACUGAUGGUGGAAGCUGCAUUCCAUGUUACGUUCUCUGAAAGAACGAACAGAAAGGAUCUCAUGUAUUCAAGUGUUUGAAUGACUGAAUGAAAUUAAAGCUUUUACAACGGCAAGUGUCAGCAGCAGGUAUUGUUGUCCGGUGAAGUAAAGAAGGCCCACGAACCACAGGAUUUACUGAGGCGCAGUACAGAAGCAGUACAGGGUUGCAGUCGAAGAGCAUAACUGAAUAACCUCCUUUACUGGACAGCUGUUUUGCGUUCCUAAAACUAUCUUGAUGUCUUCUGUAUUUGUAACAGCUCUAAGUUUGUAACAUGUUGAUGGCUGAAAGAAAAAAUGAAUUGUUUGACACGUUUUCCAUGAGCAGAAGGAGACAGCAAAAAAGUGCCACACAAAAACGCUACACAGAAUAUGUACUGGAAAUCAUUGUUAUAUGUUUUGAUAUUGUAAAUAAAAUCUGCAAAAGAUAUUACUCGGCAGUGGCAUAGGCGGAGAUAGAAUUGAGAAAAUUCCCGAAUCACCUCUUGGUUAUACAAGACAGAAAGGCAAACACCUAGAAAUGAUUUCUCUUUGAAUGUUUACAGUAAGUAUAUAGUGAGUCUUUUGGGUAACCUGUUGAAAGGGCAUUUUGGAUUUUGGCAUUUUAAUAUCAAAGUAGAUGAUAAUUGAACUGCAUUUUAUGUACCAAAAAAGAAAUCCUCUCACAAAUUAAGUUUGGGGGCAAAAUAAAUCCAUAUUUGAACAUGCUGCCUCUAUGCACAGACUGACGACCUAAAACAUGCACCUUUUGUAGGUUUUAACUUGUCUUUUGUGGAUAUUUUGUGUAAGAUAUCCUUAACUUGAUUGCGAUAAUGUGAUGAACCAAUUAAAUGCCAAAAUAUUGAAA